CGCCGCCGCCAGCCCUCCAGUCCGACUCCGAGCGUAGACAGAACCGCGCGCGAGUGUGCACGCAGCUUUAACUAACUAUUAUUGUUAUUUACAUUGAUUGACCUACGGGACCACUGAGCAGCCAUGGCCGUCAGCAGAUUGUCUAUCGUCAAAUUCCUGGAGCUGGCGCUAGCAUGUGCGUGCGUGGCGAUCCACUACCACAGCUACAACUCGGACCCCGACAUCGGCAUGCUGGUCACCGGCACCUUCGUGGGCUACCUCAUCAUCUUCGCCGGCGCCGCCGCCGGGUACAUGAUGCAGACGGUGACGCACAAGCGCGUGGACAUCUUCUACUCGCUGGUGGGCGUGGCGCUGUACGUGGCCAGCGGCGCCAUCAUCAUCGACAGAUACCAGAACGCGGGCAGCAGCAACAUCCGCGACAAGAACCUGGCGAAGGCGUCGCUCGCCAUCAUCAACGGAGCACUGCUGCUCAUCGACGCCGUGUUGACGCAGCGCGGCGGCUAGAUGGCGCUGAUCGCAGUUUUAUCAUUCAUUUGUUCUAGUUCACCUCUGAGGAAAAGUUUCGCUGUAUGUUUCUUUCUCGUGAAAGUUUGUAUGUUGAUUUGUCUGUCAAUGCACAAGUAUAAUGUUUAUCAUAAUAGUUACAUCUGCAAGUCUUGACUCUACACUCACUACUACAAACAUACCUUUGUAAUGUUUUGUUUUAUUCUCGAAAUUAUAUAAGACUUUAUAAGGAUUUUUAUACAAUUAUCGAAAUCCAUCUUGCUUUGCUAUGGUGUCUACUUAACUAUAUUGUGCCUUAGUAAAAACUGAACCAGAAUACAGUUGUACCUUCCACGAAAACUGAAUUAGAUUAAGUACAUAAGUAUUUUUAAGAUGCUGACAUGUUGUUGAUUGAGCUUACAUUUUGAAUUCGGACCCAACGAUAUACUAAAUCGAUGAAAAUAGUCGGUGCAAGUGCAACUACAGAAUGCUAGAAGAUACCUGCUACAUAGUCGUUAAAAGUACCUCUAUUAAUGUUGUUUAACUUAUUUUUAUAUUUAAAAUGUCUUGUUUCUG
Messenger RNA from Plutella xylostella (diamondback moth), 1059 nucleotides. The record is from RefSeq and is a predicted model, not a curated record. NCBI's taxonomy places the organism in Eukaryota, Metazoa, Arthropoda, Insecta, Lepidoptera, Plutellidae.